Molecule: messenger RNA, 606 nt
Organism: Delphinapterus leucas (beluga whale)
Lineage: Eukaryota; Metazoa; Chordata; Mammalia; Artiodactyla; Monodontidae
Source: RefSeq, a predicted model, not a curated record
AUGGCCUUGCUCCUCCUUGCUGUACCCCCCACGCGGAGGCCCGAAGCGGCCCCACCACGUGGGGCGUCACUAGCCUCUGUGUUGGGUCCGGCUCGCGGGAAGCCCCAGUCAAUAGGAGAGACGGGCAAAGGCCUCGUUACGGGCCUGCGUGUGUUCGCUAACGGAGGCAGCGUGAAACGCGGAGAGAACCCAGGCCCGGCACCGGUCCUGUACACAUGGCAUGUGUCCUUGUCUAUUGGUUCUUCAGUGACAAUCAGAGGGAAACCUGCCAUAUCUUUCAGUAAGAACCCAGAAAUGCAGGUGGAUUUCCACACUGGGACUGAUGAGAACUCAGACGUUGCCUUCCAUUUCCAAGUGUACUUUGGCAUAUCUGUGAAGAUAAACAACCGUCAGAAUGGGAGCUGGAACUGUGAUGUGGCAUCCUCUGGAAUGCCCUUUGUGGAUGGCCAACCAUUUGAACUGCACAUCUCGGUGCUGCAAAAUGAGUACCAGGUAACGGUAAAUGGCCAAAAAUAUUAUAGCCUUGCCCAUCGACUCCCACCACAAUCUGUGAAGUUUGUGCAAGUGUGGAGAGAUGUCUCCCUGUCCUCAGUGUGUGUCUGCUAA